CCGGUGGGUAGUACCGAAGGGGAGAGUAGUAUGUAGCCUCGGUCUACAGUAUUGUUAAAUCAUAUAGUUAUUCCCCUUGACGAGUAUUACCAUCGAGCGACAAAUACAAUGAUAGACUGGUGAAGCUGACAGGCUACUGGAACGACACCUGACAAAAGAUCUUGCUCGGUGAUGACAAGGCUACUUCCGAUAGUUUUAUCCAUUUUUCGUCGUUUUAAGUCGCCGUCUCAAUCCCUGUUGCAUGAGCGUCCCUAGCCCCUCACACAGCUGAGAAAUAGGUCGCCUACUCGACGGUCGAGGUCAGCGAUAUAAAUAAAUUCUUCCGGAGGACGUCCAAGGAUUCCCUCACCAACCAUUGGUUGAAUACAACCAAUGAAAACUGCGCUACAUCGAUGGUGCUGAACCGCGAAAUUUACACGUGGAGAAUGGCUGAAGUUGAAAAGGAGAGAUGCACCGACUGGAGCGACAAAGAAAUAAUGGUACUCAUCGAGGAGGUGACUAGGGACUACAAGAGGCUUUUUCAGUCGCUCUCGAAAUCUUGGACGGCCAAGAAAAGAAAUGAGCUGUGGCUGGCGGUCUCUGAGAGAGUAAACUCUGUUGGCAGCUGCCGCAGAGAACAAGAACAAAUAAGACAGAAAUGGAACAAUUUAAAAUCUCAAACUAUUUCGUUUCGAAGUCGUCAGAAAUAUCCCUCUACGUGCGAUGGACCACUAGAAACCCCAGAGUGGUGGAUAGAAAAGGUGAUGAAUAUUUUAGAAGACCAUUGUCCAGUACUGCUCUACGGCAUAGGUGAAGGUGGUGAAUCAUUUACGCUGGCUCCUCCAAAAGUCAUUUAUGAUAGUGCAUCAACACCACUGAGAGCCAGUAGCUCAAACACACCUGGUGAUGUACCAACCAGCCAGAAUUCUACCAGUCUACUUGGUCAUCUGAACAAAAAAAGGGAAAUACAAUAUAAUGCAAAAGAAUGCACUUCAAAGGCAGAAGACAUGAAAAUGUUGCAGCUCCUGGACAGUGAACUCGAUCUAGUUAACAAAAAAUCCCAACUGAUGGACAUGAAGAUAAAACUGGCGCAGAUAGAGUUAACAAAUGCAAGGCUGUCACAGCUCAAGGCUUAUUAUGAACUAAAAACUCUAGAAAAUGAAUUGGCAAUACCAGCUGCUGAAAGUUUCAACAAACUGAUUGAGCUGGAUAUUGCUGCUCUGCCAAAAUCAAACUGAAUAAUAAAUAUGACCAGUUUGAAAUGUU
Messenger RNA from Pomacea canaliculata, 1245 nucleotides. RefSeq lists its product as uncharacterized. The record is from RefSeq and is a predicted model, not a curated record. The transcript is spliced from 3 exons. Gene Ontology annotation, cellular component: nucleus. The coding region runs from base 393 to 1217 and encodes 274 amino acids. Lineage: Eukaryota; Metazoa; Mollusca; Gastropoda; Architaenioglossa; Ampullariidae.